Molecule: messenger RNA, 1944 nt
Organism: Aspergillus tanneri
Lineage: Eukaryota; Fungi; Ascomycota; Eurotiomycetes; Eurotiales; Aspergillaceae
Product: glutamyl-tRNA(Gln) amidotransferase, subunit A
Exons: 1
Coding region: 1-1944 (647 amino acids)
Source: RefSeq, a predicted model, not a curated record
AUGUAUAUCGGCGCUCUCUUGUCUCUGGUCACAGCUGCCGCUGGGGCUGCCGUCCCUAACGGCCAAACGAUCUCUCUCAAUGGUAUUCCGUACUACAUCAGUGGGAUUCCUGUGUCUACUAUCCAGGGGCAUAAUUCCUCCCUAUUUGAUAUGUCUCUGGUCGAGGGGAUAGAUAUCAUUCCGUUUUCCGUCAUCCCCAUUACGCCUACGACUCGUAUAGACUCCCUGCUGUCUGACUACACUCAGCGCGAUGAUGUCUUUCAGUCUGCAUUUCUACGGACGGUUCUUCUAACUCUAAAUAGUCAAAGAACAGGAGGGAAAAAUAUUUCUAUCAGUGACCAUGUUUCAGUGCUCAAAUCGACUGGAAACAAACUGCUCAUGACAGGACAAGGCCUUCCCAGCAGCUCUUCUACGGGAACUGUUCCUGCGCAGUUGAGUAAAGACCUUCCAAGUGGCCCAUAUUUCGUCUCGGCAUCAACGGGCCAGGUGUUCCGCGCAUACCGACUAUACCCUGACGACAAUCUCGCCUUCAUUCAAGCUGCCAUCAGUGACGAGAAAACAGGAUUCCUGCCAAUGCCUGCAGUCACAGAAAACGCCAUGACCAAAGAUGUGGCAGUUCCUUCUCGCCUGUACUACACGCCCACAUCAAAGUAUCCUCUGGCUGGUCUACGAGUAGGCGUCAAGGACAUUUUCCACGUUAGGGGCCUCAAGACUAGCGGUGGAAGCCGUUCUUAUUACUACUUAUAUGGAACGCAAAAUCACACUGCUCCAUCAGUUCAGAGACUAUUAGAUCUCGGUGCCAUUCUUGUGGGAAAGACUGGCACAGUCCAGUUUGCCAACGGGGAUCGACCGACUGCUGACUGGGUAGAUUUCCACUGCCCUUUCAACCCCCGCGGAGAUGGAUACCAAGCUCCUGGUGGCUCUUCUUCGGGCUCUGGAGCUGCUAUUGGAUCAUAUUCCUGGUUGGACCUUGCAGUUGGAAGCGAUACUGGUGGCUCCAUGCGCUCUCCCGCAGCUAGCCAGGGUGUUUAUGGCAAUCGGCCGUCUACGGGAGCCAUUUCCCUGGAGCAUGUGCUUCCUUUGUCCCCAGCAAUCGAUACGGCAGGUGUAUUUGCGCGGAAUGCCGAGCUAUGGGCUCAAGUCACCAAUGCAUGGUAUCCGCACUUCCGCCGAAACUACACAUCCUUCCCUCGCCAGAUCUAUCUCGGGGGAAAUGAAUGGGACGGUGCGGGCAUCACUCCGGAGGCCCAUGGCCUGCUCAACACCUUUGUGCAGCACCUGGAGAAGUUUCUCCGGACCAAUCAGACAACCGUAAAUGUGUCCCAGAGAUGGAAGGACACACAUCCCGAUACCGCCCCCAGUCUUGAAGAGACUCUCAACCUCACGUACGCAACACUCACGUCUGUGGACCAGUUCAAUCAUUUGGCUGUACCUCUGUUUGCCGACUAUGCAGCUGCGAACUACGGUCGUCGCCCUUUUAUCAACCCCGGUCCCCUAGCCCGUUGGCAAUGGGGUCAAACCAACGGAGGCAACGCAUCGUACGAGGUAGCUCUACGCAACAUGACCAAAUUUCGGAAUUGGUGGGAGACUGCCGGCUACGGAGCAUUGGAUGAGUCCUCAUGCUCCAAGGGCCUGUUUGUCAGUGUUUACUCAACGGGAUCUACGAAUUACCGCAACCAGUACUUUGAUCCCCCUGAUGCACCUCCCCUCGGGUUCUCUACAGGACGCAUUGCUGUGUUUGCAGGUUCCCCGGAAGUCGUUGUGCCAGUGGGGGAGUCACCAUAUAAAAGUACUAUCUCGCUGCAGACGGAGUAUUUGCCUGUGACUGUGGCGCUGCAAAUGGCACGUGGAUGUGAUCAUGUUCUGGCGGAUCUAGUAGCGGGCUUAGGGAAGAAGGGAAUUUUGCGGCCUGUUGAGACGGGCCCUCGAUUAUAUAUGAAAUGA